Molecule: messenger RNA, 1048 nt
Organism: Lactuca sativa (garden lettuce)
Lineage: Eukaryota; Viridiplantae; Streptophyta; Magnoliopsida; Asterales; Asteraceae
Product: 22.0 kDa class IV heat shock protein
Source: RefSeq, a predicted model, not a curated record
UCCAUUAAUCAAUCCCACCAUAACAGCAGACAUUCAUCUAAGCUAAUUAAGCAACGUUACACGAACUAAGAAGCCAUACUUUGCACCAUGAGGACAAUCGCACUAUCAGCAUUAAUGUUGUAUCUGUUCUUCGCCGGACAAUGUGGCGGAUCUCUGUUAUCGUUACUCGAUCACCAUCCCGAUCCAAUCGGAAGCAGUUUGUUGUCCGAUCUCAUCAGAUCCGAUCUGUUUUCGAACCCUUUUAGAGAACUGGAGCAGAUUCCGUUUGGAAUCGAGCAAGACGAUGAAGUGAUUGUGUUGCCGGCGAGAGUGGAUUGGAAGGAGACAAGAAACAGUCAUGUGAUCACGAUGGAUGUUCCUGGGAUGAAGAAGGAAGAGUUGAAGAUUGAGGUGGAGGAGAAUCGGGUUUUGAGAGUUAGUGGAGAGCGGAGGAGGGAGAAGGAGAAGGAGGAGGUGGAGAAAGACGGUGGUGGUGAUCACUGGCACCGCUGUGAACGGUCGUAUGGAAAGUUCUGGAGGCAGUUUAGGUUACCUGAAAAUCUCGAUCUAGACAAGGUGAAUGCGAGGCUUGAGGAUGGAGUGUUGACGAUUUCCAUCGGGAAAUUGACACCGGACCAGAUAAAAAGGCCGAAGGUGGUGAGCAUUGGUGCCGGAGAACCAUCUGCGCUGCUGUCUGAUUCGGAGACGAAAUCGGAACUUUGAAUGUGUUAAUGCAGUUCUGUCGUAAGGCUGUGUUGACUGUCGAGUAUUGACUGAUGUUGUUUGCUACUUUGCUUAAGGCUUUGUUCACUUAUGUUCAAAUAUAUGUUUAAUGUACGAAAAUGUUAUUAAUAUGUGCUAAAAAAAUAUAAAAACACUUAAUUUAUUAAAUUGGUUCGCAAAGUAAAGAAAAAUAAUGUACAAUUACAAAAUCAUAAUCAUUAAUCAUAUAUUUGCAAACAUUUAUCCAUAACUAUAUAGUCAUUUUAGACUCAUAUGUAAAAUGGUUUGAAAAUAUGAAUAAUGCUCUUUAUGUCAAAAUUAAUUAUAAAAUGAUUAUUGGUGUAUA